Messenger RNA from Pseudomyrmex gracilis, 932 nucleotides. RefSeq lists its product as uncharacterized. Gene Ontology annotation, molecular function: metal ion binding. The record is from RefSeq and is a predicted model, not a curated record. The coding region runs from base 165 to 932 and encodes 255 amino acids. NCBI's taxonomy places the organism in Eukaryota, Metazoa, Arthropoda, Insecta, Hymenoptera, Formicidae. The transcript has 5 exons.
UAUAUAUUCCUAAGAAACUACAGCUAUCAUAUGUAUAAAUGUGACGUUCCUUUGUGCCUGUGAAGAAUAGUGAACGUUCCAUAAAUUGCCACGUUCAUACAAUCUAGAGGUUUACUACAAAAUUCAGAAAAGUACCAGCUUAGACAAAGUUUGUUUUUGUCAAAAUGGAACAAGAUAAAGACCAACCGCUAAACAAAAUUCGCGGUUUUCAACACAAAUGUUNUUUAAUGUGCGAGAAUACUAUUCCAUUUCACAUGUAUAGAUCUCUGAGCACCGGAAUCACUAUUUGUAUUUUAAAAUUAGACGGUCCAAUUAUCACCGGUUAUUUUAAUAUUGUGACUGAAACAUUAGAUGACGACGGUGUUCCUUCUGCGCUGCAACAUCUCAUUUUCUCGGGCAGCGAGGAACAUCCAACCAAGACUAUUUUAAAUCUUUGGGCUAAAAGAUGCUUAGGAGACAACAUCGAUGGUUAUUGUUUAAAAGAUCGUACAGUUUUUACUAUGAGCGCAGCUGGUAGCGAUGCAUUUCUUUCUCUAAUGCCAAAAUAUCUCGAUCACAUAUUUUUUCCUAGUUUAGAGGGUUCAGCAUAUCGUAGAGAGAUACAUCAUUUUGACAAAAGUAAAAAUACCGGUGUACUGUAUUGUAAACAACAGAAGAAAGAACAAACAUUAAGCGAGAUCAUGAAGAGGAAGAUGCUUAAAGCACUUUAUCCUGGAAAAUGUGGAUAUAAAUCAGUAAUAGAAGGUACAACUAAAAAUUUGCGUGAAAGUACUAAUAUUGAAAAAAUCAAACAGUUUCAUGAAAAAUUUUACAGACCAGAAAAUUUGACUGUAGUGAUAAUGGGUAAGAUAGAACACGAUAAAAUUUUUCAAGCUUUACUGCCUUUAGAAGAAGAAUUAAUUAAGCAGGAGACCUUGGCAAACUUCGAUUAA